AUGACGAAAUCGGGAUGGAUGCUGAUGGAGUUGGCCGAUGGCGACUUAAGCACACUGCUCAGCGACGCCGCUCUGCCUUGGCCAACAACACUGAAUUUGCUGCAGCAAGGGGCCGUUGGGCUGGAAUAUGUGCACAGCAGGCAGCCCCCUUUGAUUCAUGGCGACGUCAAGGACAAGAAUUUCUUGUAUCUGAAAAUUGGCGAUGCAAAAUACGAUGUGAAGCUCGCUGAUUUCGGUCUGACGACGGAGUUGCGAGACUGGACGACAAUGAGCUUGAGAGGCGUUAAAGGCACACCCCUGUGGCAGGCACCUGAGCUCUUCAAUGGAGAGCCCCCCUCACUUCAGUCGGACGUCUUUAGCUUUGGCCUUAUCAUGCAUGCAGCGGUGGCGAGGCUGCCACUGUACGGCACUGGCACCAGGCAGCUGGCGAUGAUUGGCAAGAAGGCCAAAGGAGAGCCGCCUUGCGUGGUGGAGAGGCACCACUGCCCAGACGAGCUGCGUGAGCUGAUGGGGAGGUGUUGCGCCUUGGACCCGAGGGACAGGCCCACCAUGAAGGAUGUCACCGAAUGCCUAUCACGACUACCUAUGGACUGGGAACCUGGCCAGCAAUAG
Molecule: messenger RNA, 612 nt
Organism: Ostreobium quekettii
Lineage: Eukaryota; Viridiplantae; Chlorophyta; Ulvophyceae; Bryopsidales; Ostreobiaceae
Source: the annotation of a GenBank genome assembly